AUGGUCUCUUCAGAGGCUAUAAAGAAUGCUUCCCUGAUUAUCCUCAGUCUUCUGUUUCUUCCUCUGGACUCGUUCAUUGCAACUUGCUCAUAUCUUCUCGGAUGGGUAUCUAAGCCAAAAGCCAUCCGACCGGGCCACCAGAAGCGCAAUGUGCUUGUUACUGGGGUUGGUAUGAGCAAAGGCUUGUUCCUUGCCAGAGCCUUCUAUCUUGCCGGUCAUCGAGUGAUCGGAGCAGACUUUGAACCUGACGGAGCUCUAUCUAUUGGACGCACCUCAAAGUCCUUAUCCCGCUUCUACCACUUGCGAGCACCUGCCGGCCAAGAUGCCUCCACCACAUAUGUCCAGGACCUUCUUCGAAUUGUGCUCGCCGAGAAGAUUGACUUGUGGGUGAGUUGCUCAGGAGUGGCAUCCGCUGUCGAAGAUGGACAAGCCAAGGAGAUAAUCGAAGCGCGGACCCCCUGCAAAGCCUUGCAAUUCGAUAUCGAGACUACUCAAAUGCUACAUGAAAAGCAUACAUUCGUUGAACACGUCUCAAAAUGUGGCUUGACUGUGCCGGAGACCUAUGCGAUUACGACUCGAGCUGAUGUUGAGCGGAUCUUGCGUCGUGCUCCAUCUGGGCGGCACUACAUCAUGAAGACCAUCGGGGUGGUCGAUGCCGUUCGUGGUGACAUGACACUGCUCCCUAAAGAUACCCAUGACGAGACUCUGAAGCACCUGCAGCACCUACCGAUUUCAGAGGAAUGUCCAUGGAUCUUGCAGCAAUUUGUGCAGGGCGCUGAGUUCUGCACUCAUUCCGUGGUCGUCAAUGGACGCGUGAAAGCGUUUGUGGCAUGCCCAUCAGCGGAGCUACUCAUGCACUACCAGAUGCUUCCUCCAGACUCCGCUUUAUCGUUGGCAAUGCUUGCAUUUACCGAGUCUAUCGCUGCACGGGGGGGUGAGGGUUUCACGGGGCACUUGUCAUUCGAUUUCAUGGUUGAAGACGCCGAUCUGAAGUCUAACAACCCUACCUUGUAUCCAAUCGAAUGUAACCCCCGAGCGCAUACUGCGGUCGUUCUCUUCAAUGGCACACACAGGAUGGUUGAUGCAUACAUGUCUUUACUUGGAAACGCCGAAGCGGAGGAGGUGAUCUUCCCAGCUCAGACGGGAGGUUACAAGUAUUACUGGGUUGGUCAUGACUUGGCCACCAAGCUCCUGCUGUCAACGGUCGGCUUAUGCACCCUUUCUAAGGGAGUGUCCGCUGUUCUCAGCGACUACAUCGCUCUCGUGAGCCACCUCACGCUCUGGCGAGACGGCACGUUCGAGCUCUGGGAUCCGUGGCCGUGGUGGUGCUUGUAUCACAUUUACUGGCCGGUGCGAUUCUGGCAUUGCAUCAGGACCGGGACCGGCUGGAGUCGUGUCAAUGUCAGCACGACCAAAAUGUUUGAGAAAUAA
Molecule: messenger RNA, 1431 nt
Organism: Cyphellophora europaea CBS 101466
Lineage: Eukaryota; Fungi; Ascomycota; Eurotiomycetes; Chaetothyriales; Cyphellophoraceae
Exons: 1
Coding region: 1-1431 (476 amino acids)
Molecular function (GO): metal ion binding; ATP binding
Source: RefSeq, a predicted model, not a curated record